Messenger RNA from Linum tenue, 1993 nucleotides. NCBI's taxonomy places the organism in Eukaryota, Viridiplantae, Streptophyta, Magnoliopsida, Malpighiales, Linaceae. The record is from the annotation of a GenBank genome assembly.
AUUUCUGUGAGUUUUCCCCUAAAAAGAAAGCACGAGUCUCUCUAUCUAGCUAGCUCUGUGCCUCCCUCCGCCGCACCAUAAAUAAAAGCACGCCUGCCAUCUUUCUCUUCUCUCCUAGCCCCAUCUCUUCUUCCUCCUUCAGUAAAGAAUCGCAAAAUUGGGCCAGCAAUCUCCGACCAAAUCUCUCCGCGGCCGGUGCUUCUGGUUACCGAAUGCAACAAUUGUAAUGGAGUUGAACCCACCACCUAAUCCAUUAAACCCACCACUUCUAUAAAGUACAAACCCUAUCCCUCCCUCUUCGAUUGCGGGGUUAAAACAAAAACCCAACAAAAAAGAGAAGCUUCCCGACUUUGGGAAACGUUUUUCUCUCGACCUUGGAAAUGUCAGUUAUGGAAAUGCCCCACCACCUCGAUCUAGAACAGGGGACAGGCCUCCACCACCUCCGGCGCGGCAGCUCAAUUGCCGGGAGCGACGACCUCAGCUGUUUCUCCGACGCGGAGGACGGCGGUUCAACCUACUCCCAGUUCUACUCCACCACCGCCGGCUCCAACUAUGGCGAUUACGGCUUCGCUUGCGGCUCCGACGGCGAAGGUUUCGUUUCGGAUUCCAGGCGGGUGUCUUGUGUGUCGGAGCAGUCGGUGGCGGUGGAGAUUGGGAGCGGGGCGGCGGCGGAGGGAAAGGUGCAUUAUGUGGACGAGAGUAAAGCGGAGGUAGACUGCCGGAUUUGCCAUCUGGGUCUGGAGAGCAACAGCCAGGAAUCGGGAAUUCCGAUUGAGUUAGGUUGCUCAUGCAAAGCCGAUUUGGCCGCCGCCCACAAGCACUGCGCCGAAACUUGGUUCAAGAUUAAGGGCAACAAGCGCUCCGCUCAUUGAAUGGCAGAUUUGCUCUGAUCAUCAUCUGGGUCGGGAAAUGAAAUGCUCUGUUUUGCUUUCUUAAACUUGUGGGCGAAUUCUGGGAAUGUGGAACUGGUGCUGGGGUAAAGUUGAGAAAGAUUGUGACUAAAACAAGUUUGGGGUGAAAAUGAAAUGGGAGUAAAGAAGGACGUGUAAAGCAAAAGAAAGAGCAUUAUAAUGGAGAUCAUAUGCACACUAAUUCGUUGAAUGAGAUAGACUAUCACGUACCAUUGCGUCUAUCUCCUCCAGCAUGAUGUAUAGCUUAAUUCAUAUGCUGAUACUCUAUUUUGCCUAGAAUAUGAUCGUAUGCAACACUUGGACCGACAAGUUCUUGCUGAAAUGAUUUGUGUGCUUUUUCUUUUAAUAUGCCUUUGGCCACAUUUUGCGGGGUUGUUUGGGAAUCUUAGCAGUGCGCCUUCAUAUAAUGAUUCUCCUUUACCUGACUCUUUUGUGAAAGUGGAGAAAUUGAUUGAAUCGACCCCUCUUUCACUGACGAGUGCAUUUCCCUUUUAUUUUGCCUCCCUCCCUUUCCAGUUUUUCCAUCAACUUUCCUUCAAUUAAUGAAACUUUACACAUAUUAGAUAUUCCGGAUUUGUUCUGCACAUCCGACAUCUUCAAUGAUAAGCCACAAUUUGACUUAUUUCGUGCAAUCCACGGCAGCAGAAAAGGAGAAAGGGUUGAAUUUGAGCAUCUUCUUAAUCAUAAUGUCGGAACUGCGCUGUAGUAACUCUGGGAUGGUGAUUUCAUUUCUCAGGACAUGCGAGAUUUGCAACUCGGUGGCCAAGAACGUCGUGGGAAUAACGGAGGCCGAGUCUGUAGUUGUUGAUCACUCGACCGAGUCGAACGCCAACAAUUCGUCAGUAACAGCGGUGGCUGCAACAUCGUCGGCUCAGCAUUCGGAUACGAGUCGCAACUUUUGGCAGGGGCAUAGGUUCCUCAACUUCCUGCUUGCUUGUAUGGUGUUUGCAUUUGUCAUCUCCUGGCUUUUUCACUUCAAUGUGCCAUCUUCGUAGAUACAAGGAAAUAGAAGAUGGAGAGGAUUUGUUGCGCAGCAGAGAUUCUGCUGCUAUGCGAGGUGGUUCAGCAAGCUCUAUUAGUCA